This is a messenger RNA of Plasmopara halstedii, 153 nucleotides long. RefSeq lists its product as uncharacterized. The record is from RefSeq and is a predicted model, not a curated record. The transcript has 2 exons. The coding region runs from base 1 to 153 and encodes 50 amino acids. Lineage: Eukaryota; Oomycota; Peronosporomycetes; Peronosporales; Peronosporaceae.
AUGUACCGAUGUACAUCACUGCGUGUACAACACAUGUAUCGUGAUGUACAUGCACGAUACAUCACGAUACAUGUACAUCACGAUCGGAGUGGUGACGAGAUGGAAGUAUGUGUGACUUCCGCUGCAGCGUUUCGUAGCUCUCAGACCGUGUGA